AUGCCUACAAAGUGCGACGACGACGACGACGACGACGACAGGAAGUGCAAAGGACUGAAAUUGAAUUUCGGCAGACAAAUUAGUUUAAUGCUCUGCGUCUGCCAGUUCUGCCCAGCUGAAUGCGAUGCAUGCCACACAGACUUGCAGCCCAGAGUCGCCGCAGCCAAAGAAUUUCAAAAAAUUGGUCGCUACGAUUAUUUUAUUGAAAAAGAAAAACCUUUGAAUUGGUUUGCCGCCGCUCAAGUUUGUCAUGCAAUGCAGUCGAAUUUGUUGCACCUGAACAAUCGUCAGGAAUAUGAGUUAAUAGCACCGAAGUUGGCCAAAGCUAAAGCCUAUUGGCUGGACAUCAAUUGCCUGGUAUCGCCCAAGGAAUAUUAUGCGCUUAGCAACGGAAAGUUGAGCACGUAUUUGGAUUGGCUGACAGUGCCGGAUAAUGCGCGAGGCACUGAGAAUUGCAUUGUCCUGGGACAAAAAGGACUCAUGACCAAUGAGGAUUGCAGAAAGCCGCAGCUUUAUGUUUGCCAAAGGAAAUGAGAGUGUAAAGCUUAAAUUCAAAU
Molecule: messenger RNA, 557 nt
Organism: Drosophila busckii
Lineage: Eukaryota; Metazoa; Arthropoda; Insecta; Diptera; Drosophilidae
Product: C-type lectin 37Db-like
Exons: 2
Coding region: 1-534 (177 amino acids)
Source: RefSeq, a predicted model, not a curated record